Messenger RNA from Lagenorhynchus albirostris (white-beaked dolphin), 6477 nucleotides. RefSeq names its product GREB1 like retinoic acid receptor coactivator (gene GREB1L). Bases 253 to 6150 code for a protein of 1965 amino acids. The record is from RefSeq and is a predicted model, not a curated record. Gene Ontology annotation, biological process: multicellular organism development; kidney development. The transcript is spliced from 34 exons. NCBI's taxonomy places the organism in Eukaryota, Metazoa, Chordata, Mammalia, Artiodactyla, Delphinidae.
CGGCGCUAGCACCUCGGAGGAGGGCGGCGGAGCGAGCGGAGCGCGGCGCUGCGACCCGGACUGGGGGUGGGGAGACGAGCCCCGCCGAGGCGAGGGCCACCCCCGGUCCUCUGCCCUCGCGCGCUGCCAGGGCCAGGUACAAAAAAGCUUUAAACAAGUAAAAUCUAGGCAACAGGCUCCCUGAAGUGUUGACAGCCCAACUUAAUCAUGAACGUGAUUCAAAAAUGUUAAUAAAUAAACCAAGUGUAGACCAUGGGGAAUUCAUAUGCUGGGCAACUGAAAUCUGCUCGAUUUGAAGAAGCUCUCCACAACUCCAUAGAAGCCUCUCUCAGAUGUAGUAGUGUGGUACCACGACCAAUUUUUUCCCAGCUUUACUUGGACCCUGACCAGCAUCCUUUCUCAUCUGCAGAUGUAAAACCCAAGGUGGAGGAUCUGGAUAAAGAUUUGGUACACCGCUACACUCAAAAUGGAAGCCUGGAUUUUUCUAACAAUCUAACAGUAAAUGAAAUGGAAGAUGACGAAGAUGAUGAAGAAAUGUCUGAUUCUAAUAGCCCACCAAUUCCCUAUUCACAAAAACCUGCCCCCGAAGGGUCUUGCACUACAGAUGGUUUUUGUCAAGCAGGAAAGGAUUUGCGUUUGGUAUCUCUGUGUAUGGAACAAAUCGACAUCCCAGCAGGAUUCCUCCUGGUGGGGGCCAAGUCUCCCAAUCUUCCUGAACACAUCCUAGUGUGUGCUGUAGACAAGCGAUUUCUACCAGAUGAUCAUGGAAAAAAUGCACUUUUAGGGUUUUCUGGAAACUGUAUCGGCUGUGGAGAAAGAGGAUUUCGGUAUUUCACGGAAUUUUCCAACCACAUAAACUUGAAGCUCACCACCCAGCCAAAGAAGCAGAAGCACUUAAAGUACUACCUAGUCAGAAGCUCCCAGGGUGUACUGUCGAAGGGACCUCUUAUCUGCUGGAAAGAAUGUAGAAGCCGACAAUCCUCUACCAUUUGCCACUCUAUUAAACCAAACUCUUCAGUGUUAUCAACCGUGGCCCCAGAAAAUGGCACAACUAAUGGAUACAAAUCAGGAUUCAUUCAGACAGAUUCGCCGGUUCUCAGUCCAGCUAAUUCUGCAAUCAAUUUAAGUGGAGCUCAGGACCUGACCUGGAAUAAGAAUGUUGUGAAGCCACUGGCUUUAUCUUUGCAGGUUGUAGGGAAGACUUUUGCUGCAGAUGCUGCUAAUGGAAACAGUAGCCAUGGAGGAAAGAGCAGUGCAUCUAGCUCCACUCCAGCCCGCCCAGGGAAUUACUCUUUGUCACCAAGACCUAGCUUUGCCUCAGGAGACCAAGCUACCAUGUUCAUUUCUGGACCACCAAAGAAACGACACCGAGGAUGGUAUCCUGGGUCACCUGUCCCCCAAUCUGGUUUAGUUGUACCUAUUCCUGCAGUUCGCCCUCUUUCAAGAACUGAGUCCCUUUUAUCUGCCCCAGUUCCACAGACCCCAUUAACUGGAAUUUUACAACCUCGACCCAUUCCUGCAGGGGAAACUGUAAUUGUUCCUGAAAAUCUGCUGAGUAACUCAGGAGUUAGACCAGUAAUCCUGAUAGGCUAUGGCACUUUACCCUAUUUCUAUGGAAAUGUUGGUGACAUUGUUGUGAGUCCUCUGCUGGUGAAUUGCUACAAGAUUCCACAGUUGGAAAACAAAGAUUUGGAACAGUUAGGUUUGACUGGCAGCCAGCUCCUGAGUGUGGAAAACAUGAUUCUUCUGACAAUACAGUAUCUCGUGCGGCUGGGUCCUGAUCAGAUACCUCUCAGGGAAGAAUUUGAGCAAAUUAUGCUGAAAGCUAUGCAGGAAUUUACUCUGAGAGAGAGAGCCCUGCAGAUGGGUGGUCAGUGCACGCCUGUGUCACCAGGACAACUCCCCUGGCUGGCUAGGUUAAUUGCCAGCGUAUCUCAAGACUUGGUUCAUGUGAUUGUGACCCAGAACUCCUUGGCAGAGGGCAUUUCAGAGACAUUGAGGACUCUCAGUGAAAUGAGACACUAUCAAAAACUACCAGAUUAUGUUGUGACAAUUUGUGCAUCGAAAAUCAGAGGAAAUGAGUUUUGUGUGGUAGUAUUAGGUCAGCAUCAGUCCAGAGCUCUGGCAGAGAGCAUGCUCACCACAAGUGAGUUUUUGAAAGAAAUUAGUUAUGAGCUCAUCACAGGAAAGGUCAGUUUCCUGGCAUCGCAUUUCAAAACCACAUCAUUAGGUGAUGACCUAGACAAGCUGCUAGAAAAAAUGCAACAGAGAAGAGGAGAUAGUGUGGUGACCCCUUUCAAUGGAGACCUUAAUGAAUGUGUGUCACCUCAGGAGGCUGCUGCUAUGAUCCCCACGCAGAACCUGGAUCUAGAUAAUGAACCCUUCCAGAUUUAUCAACCGCAGCUUACAGUUGCCAGAAAACUCUUGUCCCAGGUGUGUGCCAUAGCAGACAGCGGCAGCCAGAGCCUGGACCUCGGCCACUUCAGCAAAGUGGACUUCAUCGUCAUUGUCCCAAGAUCAGAGGUUCUGGUCCAGCAAACUCUUCAACGGAUUCGACAAUCAGGUGUCCUUGUAGACUUGGGUCUGGAGGAAAAUGGGACAGCCUAUCAGAGAGCAGAGAAAUAUGUUGUUCGUCUAGACAAUGAGAUUCAAACCAAGUUUGAAGUUUUUAUGAGAAAGGUGAAACAGAACCCGUACACACUGUUUGUGCUAGUUCAUGACAACUCCCAUGUGGAACUAACGAGUGUCAUUUCGGGCUCUUUGUCACAUGGUGAACCUGGCCAUGGAUUGGCUGACAGAGUCAUUAACUGCAGAGAGGUUCUGGAAGCUUUCAACCUCCUUGUGCUCCAGGUCACCUCCUGCCCAUACACUCUGCAGACCCAACAGUCCCGAAUCAGCGCCAACAACGAGGUUCACUGGAUACAGCUGGACAGCACAGAGGACAUGAGCUGCAAGGAGAAGCUGUACUUCGGCAUGAAUGAGUACAGUAAAUCUCUUCAGUGGGGAAUCACGAGCCCACUUCUGAGAUGUGAUGAGACUUUUGAAAAGAUGGUGAACACACUCUUGGAGAGGUACCCCAGGCUGCACAGCAUGGUCGUCCGCUGCUACCUCCUCAUCCAGCAGUACUCGGAGGCUCUGAUGGCUCUCACCACCAUGGCGUCCCUCCGAGACCACAGCACGCCGGAAACACUCAGCAUUGUGGAUGAGCUCCUCAGCUGCCCAGGAAAAAACAAAAGUGGGAGGGGACACAUGCUCAUUCUCAGGGUGCCCUCCGUGCAGCUGGCGAUGCUGGCCAAGGAGCGGCUGCAGGAGGUGCGCGACAAGCUGGGGCUGCAGUACCGCUUCGAGAUCAUCCUCGGGAACCCCGCCUCUGAACUCAGUGUCGCAGCCCACUUUGUGGCGCGAUUAAAGACUUGGAGAGGAAAUGAAGCAGAAGAGUGGACCCCUCGGACGUACCAAGAUCUAGAAGGUCUGCCUUGUAUUGUGAUAUUAACUGGCAAAGAUCCCCUUGGAGAAACCUUUCCCAGGUCUUUGAAGUACUGUGACCUCCGGUUAAUUGAUUCAAGCUAUUUAACUCGCACGGCCUUAGAGCAGGAGGUGGGUCUGGCGUGCUGCUACGUCUCAAAAGAGGUCAUCCGGGGGCCCACUGCUGCCCUGGACCUUAGUGGCAAGGAGCAAGAGAGAGCCGCCGUCGGCGAGAACGGUGCCGAGGAGCUGCUCAUGGACCUGGAGAGGCCCCAGAGCAAUAGCAGUGCCGUCACUGGAACCUCAGGCUCCAUCAUGGAGAACGGGGUGAGCUCGUCCAGCACCGCCGACAAGUCCCAGAAGCAGCCCCUGACCCCCAGCUUCCGGAGCCCGGCCAACAGCGUGGGACUGGACGAAGGGGUCUCGGCGGGCCUGGCGGGAGUCGGAGAGACCCUGAAGCAGGAGUGUGACUCCCUGGGCCCCCAGAUGGCGAGCAGCACCACCUCCAAGCCGUCGUCGUUCUCAUCGGGGCCCGGGGCGCCGCGGUGGCCGGGACAGCCGGGGCCGGGCUUCCGGGGCGCGCACGCCGCGCUGCCCCCGGUCGUGAUCCUGUCCAAGGCGGCCUACAGCCUCCUGGGCUCGCGGCGGGGCGGCAAGCUGCCGGCGUCCGCGGCCCUGCUGCCGCACCCCGACGUGGCCUGGGCCAGCCCCCUGCGGCCGCUGCUGCCCGGGCACGCGAGCGCCGAGGAGCAGUCCCUCUACUACCGCCGCUGGACCGCGGCGCGGCCGCACCACGCCGACCACGGCAACCAGGCCGACCCCGCCUCGGGCGCGCGGCCCUGCCAUCCCCGCCGCCUGCUGCUGACUGGGCCCCCGCAGGUGGGGAAGACUGGCUCCUACUUGCAGUUCCUGAGGAUCCUCUUCCGUAUGCUUAUCAGGCUCCUGGAGGUGGACGUGUACGACGAGGCAGAGAUCAACACCGAUCACAGCGAAAGCAGUGAAGUGAGCCAGUCAGAGGGAGAGCCCUGGCCUGACAUCGAGAGCUUCAGUAAAAUGCCCUUUGACGUCAGUGUGCAUGACCCCAAGUACAGUUUGAUGAGCCUGGUAUACACUGAAAAGCUGGCAGGGGUCAAACAAGAAGCAAUAAAGGAAUCCAAAGUUGAGGAGCCCCGGAAACGAGAAGCCGUGUCCAUGAUGCUGACCAAGUACGCGGCCUACAACACCUUCCACCACUGCGAGCAGUGCCACCAGUACAUGGACUUCACCUCUGCCUCCCAGAUGUCCGACUCCACCCUUCACGCCUUCACGUUCUCUUCCUCUAUGCUGGGAGAAGAGGUGCAGCUCUAUUUCAUCAUUCCCAAAUCCAAAGAGAGUCAUUUCAUCUUCAGCAAGCAGGGCAAACACCUGGAGAGCAUGCGGCUGCCCCUGGUUUCAGACAAGAAUUUGAAUGCGGUCAAGAGCCCUAUUUUCACUCCUUCCAGUGGUCGCCACGAGCACGGACUCCUAAACCUCUUUCACGCCAUGGAGGGCAUCAGCCACCUGCACCUACUGGUGGUUAAGGAAUAUGAGAUGCCGCUGUACCGCAAGUACUGGCCCAACCACAUCAUGCUGGUGCUUCCUGGCAUGUUCAAUAAUGCAGGCGUGGGUGCUGCCAGGUUUCUUAUUAAGGAGCUGUCAUAUCACAACCUGGAGCUGGAGAGGAACCGCCUGGAAGAGCUGGGAGUUAAACGCCAGUGUGUCUGGCCUUUCAUCGUUGUAAUGGAUGACUCGUGUGUCCUAUGGAACAUUCACAGUGUUCAGGAGCAGAGCAGCCAGCCCAUGGAAACAGGAGUUUCCAGUAAGAAUGUGUCCUUGAAGAGUGUCUUGCAGCAUAUUGAAGCAACACCGAAAAUCAUCCACUACGCAAUCCUGGGCAUACAGAAAUGGAGCAGCAAGCUGACUUCUCAGAGCCUGAAGGCCCCGUUCUCUAGAUGCCACGUGCACGACUUCAUUCUCCUCAACAUAGACUUGACUCAGAAUGUGCAGUAUGACUUCAACAGGUAUUUCUGUGAAGACGUUGACUUUAACCUGAGAACGAACAGUAGUGGCCUGCUCAUCUGCCGCUUUAAUAACUUCAGUCUCAUGAAGAAACAUGUUCAGGUUGGAGGGCAAAGGGACUUUAUCAUUAAACCAAAGAUCAUGGUGUCAGAGAGCUUAGCACCCAUCUUGCCCCUUCAGUAUGUCUGUGCUCCCGACAGCGAACACACAUUACUGGCAGCCCCUGCACAGUUUCUCCUGGAGAAGUUCCUUCAGCAUGCCUCAUACAAACUCUUCCCCAAAGCUAUCCAUAACUUCAAGAGUCCCGUGUUGGCCAUCGACUGCUACCUUAACAUUGGACCAGAGGUGGCCAUAUGCUACGUCAGCUCCAGACCCCACUCCAGCAAUGUCAACUGUGAAGGGGUGUGUUUCAGUGGACUCCUCUUGUACCUCUGUGACUCUUUUGUAGGUGCUGAUCUUCUUAAGAAAUUUAAGUUUCUAAAAGGUGCUACUCUGUGUGUCAUCUGCCAAGACCGAAGUUCCUUACGCCAGACGAUUGUGCGCUUAGAGCUAGAGGACGAGUGGCAGUUCCGCCUCCGAGACGAGUUUCAAACUGCUAACAGCGCCGAUGACAAGCCCCUCUACUUUCUUACCGGACGUCACGUAUGAGCUUUGGAAGAGACCAAAACCAGCAAAGGGAUGCCUAGGUGGGGUGGGAUAGUAACGAUUAAGGAUGCUUUUUUCCUUUAAAGUACAAUCACUGUGGAGCCAAGUGCAACAUAUUUGUCUCUUCUCCAAAGAACCCCCCAAAUCUGACCUAGAUCCCUGGGGGGCAUCACUCUCCUUCAGUUCCAAUUUCAGGACUUAAAUUCAGGUUAACUCCACCCUAGGUAGUUAUGCAAUUACUUAAGACGUGGUCUGCCUACGGGGGGGCUGAGGAGGAUUAUGCUUUGGAGAGGCCACAGGGAGUCUGCAUUGUUUUUUUACUAUGCUGUG